UCAAGUCAGAUCCCAAUCUAACUGAAAAGCUGCUACAUGGGUUACUGGGAUUUAUUACUUCCAGCAAGGGCCAAUGGGUCCAAUCAACACGAAUUUGUUAUCACUUUUAUUUAUCUUAUGUCCGGCGCGGCGUAACUGUUUUUUGACGUAUCGUAUCACUCUCUUCCGCCGAAAGUGUAAAUUAUGCAGCUGCAGACGACGCGACCUAACGUCGACUCAAACGUAAAGGGGCUAGAUGUUUUUAUCCUGUGAAAUAUAUUACUACCAGUUAUGUACAAAUAUAGUAUAUUUACGAAGUAUGCAUGCCAUACUUGUAAAUCAACUCACGUAGCAUGGAGAAAUGUCAAUAAUAAGUUCAGAUCUACCCGAUCUGUCGUGCGAUCACUGAACACUUCGCUACCCGUAACUUCGCGGAGGGCUGGCAAUGGAGUCCCGUUAGAUGGCAGCGGUAAAUUGGCGACACCGACAAAAUCACAGGAUGAGAACAAGCUUGACAUGUCUGAGUUCCCUGUUGAGAAUAUCAGAAAUUUCAGUAUCAUAGCACAUGUGGAUCAUGGCAAGAGUACUUUAGCAGACAGACUCUUGGAAUUAACUGGUACAAUUUCAAGAAAGAAAGACAACAAACAAGUUCUUGACAAACUUCAAGUAGAGCGAGAAAGGGGUAUCACAGUAAAAGCCCAGACUGCAUCUAUGGUGUACCAUUAUAAGGGAAAGAAAUACUUGCUCAAUCUCAUUGAUACACCUGGUCAUGUAGAUUUCAAUUAUGAGGUGUCUCGAUCAUUAGCAGCAUGCCAGGGUGUCUUACUGUUAGUAGAUGCUAACCAAGGAGUCCAGGCACAGACUGUUGCAAACUUCUACCUCGCCUUUGAAUCUGAUCUGACUAUCAUCCCUGUUAUCAACAAGAUUGACCUCAAGCUUGCUGACCCAGAAGGAGUUUCCAAGCAGCUUGACACCUUAUUUGACAUCAAAGAAGUUGAAGUCCUGAAGAUAUCAGCUAAAGUAGGAACAGGGAUAGAUGGUGUAUUACCAUCUGUCAUUGAAAGGGUUCCUCCCCCACCAUCCUCCCAUGAAAGAGCAAUGAAAGGACUCCUCCUUGAUUCCUGGUAUAACCAAUACAGGGGUGCAUUCAUCAACUUUGCCCUGGUAGAUGGGGUCAUCAGGAAAGGAGAUAGGGUCAUGUCAGCGCACUCUGGGAAGACCCAUGAGGUUCAGGAGGUCGGGGUCAUGCAUCCUGAGCCUACCCCUACAAAUGAAUUGUAUGCUGGCCAGGUUGGAUACAUAGUACCAGGAAUAUAUAACAUCAAAGAAGCUUAUAUGGGAGAUACCUACUACCAUCCCAAUAAACCUGUAGAUCCACUGCCAGGAUUCAAACCAGCUAGACCAAUGGUAUUUGCUGGUCUCUAUCCGAUUGAUCAGUCAGAGUAUCUUGCCUUGAGAUCUGCUUUAGAUAAAUUAACUCUCAAUGAUAGCAGUGUUUCUGUAAGCAGAGAUAGUAGUCCUGCUUUAGGUCAAGGUUGGAGGUUAGGAUUCCUUGGCCUGCUUCAUAUGGAAGUUUUCAACCAGCGUCUAGAGCAGGAGCAUGAUGCCAAUGUCAUCGUCACUGUACCCAGUGUUCCAUUCAAGGCUGUUGUCAAAGACACCAAGGCCAAUAAACAAGAGUACGGACCUGAUCCAGAGAUUACGGUCUAUAAUCCAUCGGUUUUUCCAGAUGCUCAGAAGGUUGAUGAAUAUCUAGAGCCUAUGGUCAUUGGAACCAUCAUAGCACCAGAUGAACACAUCAGCAAGAUACUUAGUUUAUGUCUGAGUAAGCGUGGUGAACAGGAAGAGUACACCUACAUUGAUACCAAGCGAGUUCUUCUCAAGUACCGCCUACCUCUCAAUGAGAUUGUGGUGGAUUUCUUUGAUCAACUCAAGUCAAUAUCAUCAGGAUAUGCUAGUUUUGAUUAUGAGGACAGUGGCUAUCAGCAAGCCAACCUGGUCAAACUGAGCAUUCUCCUCAAUGGUCAGGAGGUAGAGGAACUAGCUACAGUGGUUCACCAAGACAAGGCCAGGGAAUCGGGGAAGGCUGUAUGCAACAAACUCAAGGAGAGCAUCCCAAGACAGCUCUAUGAGGUAGCCAUACAGGCUGCCAUCGGGAGUCGCAUCGUUGCCAGGGAGAAUGUCAGGGCACUCAGGAAAAAUGUUCUUGCCAAAUGUUACGGAGGUGACAUCACCAGGAAGAUGAAACUCCUUCGUCGUCAGGCUGAAGGGAAGAAGAGGAUGAAGAAGUUUGGCAAUGUUGAAGUACCCAAAGAUGCUUUCAUCUCUGUUCUCAAGAGGUGACCUAUGUCUCAAGGUCAUGCACAAGACAAUGAACCUUUGACCUUUAGCACCAUCUCUGGGACAGAUCUUCCAGGAAUCUUGUGGACCUUGGAUGAAACCACCUGGACAGUGAUAAUUGCCUCCAGAUGAACCUUUUGUUGAACAGAACAUAACUGUAGGAUAAUAAUGAACAUCAUUGACACGAGAACCUACAAGCUGAUGGACAACUGGCUUCAAGAUCAACUAAUAGGCACAUCAAUUGGACUCUACAUGAUUUGUCAAAUAUACAUUGAAUGGACAAAUGACCUUUGAAGCUAUCAGAAAUAAUGAGUAUGUAAUUACAGAUGCCUGCACAUAUAUACCCCAGAAAGUUUCUCUAUUCUCAACAUGAAUUUGUUUGGCAAUCUCCAAUUCCUUUUGAAUAUAUCUAACAGGUUAUUUUGUUUAUUGUUGCUGGAAUAUUCAAACCUCAUUUCUCAAUUUGAAAUUUUGAAGAUAAGCUGAAAGCUCUGGAAAAGUUUUAUUUCAGAGUUAUGGCACAUAAGCAGCAACCUUCUUUUGCUUAAAAGGAGUUCUCUACAGGAAUCAGACUAUUUUUCAGACAAUAAGAGGUUGCCACCAUUGCCUAUUGCCAUAUUUCUAACAUACAGCUUUUCCUGAGCUAUCCUAAAAAUUUUGAAAUUAUGAGAUACAUGAAUUUAACACCCUAGCAAUGCUAUGUCUUUACAUUAUUCCUCUUUUUUACGAGGAUUUGUGGGGAUAUUAGAUAAAUCAAUAAUGGCAAUGAAAAUGAAAUAAAAUAUAUUUAUUAAAAUAAAAACAUAUUAUUUUGAAAAUCAAUGUGUAGGUGUCACUCUGUUCUAUGUUUUUUUAUUUUAUUUUGGAUAUUGAUAAGAGCUCCUCUCAAAGUGAAAGAUAAGGAAAGAUAGGGCAUGGAAGAAUGAUAGAGAUGACAGAACAAAAUAAAAGAGAGGGAAGAUGGUUCACCAAAACGCUGUGAUCAAGAAUGCUAGCUAUUGCUUAUAAAUUCUUACUAAUUUUUAAAUCAUCAAUACAGUAAACAUAUAUAUUUAAAAAAGUAAAGGCUGUUGACAAUCAAUCAGGUUCACAAUU
Molecule: messenger RNA, 3414 nt
Organism: Lytechinus pictus (painted urchin)
Lineage: Eukaryota; Metazoa; Echinodermata; Echinoidea; Temnopleuroida; Toxopneustidae
Product: translation factor Guf1, mitochondrial-like
Exons: 13
Coding region: 271-2322 (683 amino acids)
Biological process (GO): positive regulation of translation
Cellular component (GO): mitochondrion
Molecular function (GO): GTP binding; GTPase activity; mitochondrial ribosome binding
Source: RefSeq, a predicted model, not a curated record